AUCAAAUUACCUUUAUUAUUUUGCCAUCACGAAAACAGUCAAAACGUGUACGGUCUGCUUCCUUAGCCUCCAUUUUAUAAACACGAAUUACCUCUCAAAUAAAUCGCUUUUAUCUGAUAAUUUAUUCGAAUGGCAGAUUCCCUUUCUUCUGGUAUUAAAAGAGAUUUUUUAACUCAAAUGGGUAAAAUGGGAAAUGGUUUUCAAACCAUCAACGAUAACAAUAUAGAACAAAUCCAAACCAAUGAUGCAAAAAAAGCCAAGGUUGAAAAUAAUUAUCCAGCUUCUAAAGUUGUACAUAUUAGAAAUUUACCUAUUGAAAAUGAAAAUGAAAUUAUACAAUUGGGAAUGCAUUUUGGUCGUGUCACAAAUAUACUAAUAUUAAAAGGUAAAGGACAAGCAUUUUUAGAAUUAUCGGAUGUUCAAGCUGCUAUUAAUAUGGUUGAAUAUUAUGAAAAAACUCCUGUAACAUUACAUAAUCGUCGGAUAUUUGUGCAAUAUUCAAAUCAUCAAGAAUUAAAAACAAAUAACCCUUCUCAUCAGUUAAAUCUCCUUAAUAAUACACCAAAUUUUAGUCAAUCUCAAGAUGGCUCACUACCUAAUUCAAUAUUGAAAAUUACUGUUGAUAAUUUAGUUUAUCCUUUAAACACAGAUGUAUUACUGCAAAUAUUUUUACCAUUUGGUUCUAUAUCAAAAGUCAUAUCAUUUAUAAAGAAUAAUGUAUUUCAUGCAAUCAUACAAUAUAAUGAUGUUGUUGCUGCACAAAAAGCUAAAACAGCACUAAAUGGUCAAAACAUAUAUAAUGCUUGUGAUACACUUAAUAUUGAGUAUUCUGAUCUCUCCAAUCUCCAAAUUAAAUCAUUAGAAGAUAACACGCCAAAUAAGAAUCUCUCAAUGGAUCAUACAGUUAAUCACCUACAUAACAUGUUAAACAAUGUUGGCCAAGGUGGAUCUCCUAUUUCACUACAAGCAGCUGUUUCUUCAUUUUCCCUACAACCAAGUGGGGCUAUGUCACUUAAUUCAUUAAAUAACAAUAUGCUUUCUAAUACUGGUGGCAUUAUGUCUAAUCCACAAAAUGUUACUGUUUUAUUAGUAACUAAUUUAAAUGAGGAAAAAAUAACUGCAUAUUCAUUGUUUGUUUUAUUUGGAGUGUAUGGUGAUGUGUUACGUGUUAAAAUAUUAUAUAAUAAAAAGAGUAAUGCCCUAGUCCAAAUGUCCGAUUUCACCCAACUCAAUGUUGCCAUGCAAAAUUUAAACAAACGAACAUUAUAUGGAAAAGUAAUAGGAGUUGUUCCUUCUAAAAUCCAAAAUGUUCAACUUCCUAAAGAGGAUCAUGCUGAAAGUGAAUUAACCAAAGAUUUUUCAACCUCUCCUUUACACAGAUUUAAAAAACCAGGUUCUAAAAAUUUUCAAAAUAUUGCCCCGCCAUCAAGCAAUUUGCAUAUAUCUAACAUUCCUGCUAGUACAACUGAAGAAUUUUUAGUUAGUUUAUUUUCUCAGGAUGGUAGGCAAGUUAAAAAUUUUAGAUUUUUCCCAAAAGAUCAGAAAAUGGCACUGAUGCAAAUGUCUAACGAGGAAGAAGCUAUUGAGACCUUGAUAGUAUUGCAUAAUUAUAAAAUUGGUGAAUCUUAUAUUAGAGUGUCUUUUUCUAAAGUGUCCUUUUGAGAAUCAAGUCAUAGAUAUUAGACUUGUUUUUUAUGCUUUCUAUAAUAGUAUUGUAUAUAAAAAAUAUUUUCAUUCUUUGUUUAGAUUCGCAGUUAUAUU
Molecule: messenger RNA, 1761 nt
Organism: Gordionus sp. m RMFG-2023
Lineage: Eukaryota; Metazoa; Nematomorpha; Gordioida; Chordodea; Parachordodidae
Product: polypyrimidine tract-binding protein 2-like
Exons: 2
Coding region: 130-1662 (510 amino acids)
Biological process (GO): regulation of RNA splicing; mRNA processing
Cellular component (GO): nucleus
Molecular function (GO): mRNA binding
Source: RefSeq, a predicted model, not a curated record